UGAUAUGAGAUUUUCUCGAUGAUCGGUGUCCUUUUAAAUAUUUUACUUGUUUUCCAAUAAAUAAUUAAAGCUUAGAAGCUCAAUCGUAGUUCUAAAUCGACGUGAUCAACAUGCAACGAGCUAUAAAAAAAAUUGUUGAGUGUAAAAGCACUUAUGUAUCUUCAUAAAAGAAGAAUUCAUAACUUUCUCCCAGCUUUCGUAAAACUAUCUGAAGAAGUGCAAGAAAGUGUCUUAAAUGGAAGCCCUGUAGUUGCCUUAGAGAGUACUGUAAUAACACAUGGUUUGCCUUACCCACAGAACUUAAGCACAGCUUCCAGACUAGAAGAAGUUGUGAGACUGAAUAAUGCUAUUCCAGCUACAAUAGGAAUAAUCAAUGGCAUCAUUCAUGUUGGAAUGAAUUCUGAACUGCUGGAAAUAUUAGCUUCUCAAAAAGAAAAAAGUGUAAAAGUUUCAAGAAGAGAUUUACCUUAUAUGAUUAGUAAGAAAUUGACUGGAGGCACAACUGUGGCAGCAACAAUGUUAAUUGCCCACAAAGCUGGAAUUCCUAUUUUUGCUACUGGAGGUAUUGGUGGGGUUCAUAGGGGAGCAGAGAAAAGCAUGGACAUCAGUGCAGAUUUAUAUGAGCUGUCUAGAACCCCUGUAACUGUAAUAUCAGCUGGUGUUAAAUCUAUUUUAGACAUUGGUCUUACCUUGGAGUAUUUGGAAUCACUUGGAGUAUGCGUUGCCACUCUUGGAAGUUCCAAAGAGUUCCCUUCAUUUUUCACUCCAUCAAGUGGUUUUUCUUCUCCUUGUAAUGUUGAAACAUAUGCAGAAGCAGCUCACUUAAUAGAUUGUAGAGAUCAGUUACAAUUGAAAAGUGGACUACUUUUAACAGCCCCUAUUCCCGAAAAAUACAGUAAUGAUGGUUUACAAACAGACAGAGUUAUAUCAGAAGCUUUGAGAAAAGCUGUUGACAAUAACAUAAAGGGGAAAGAUGUAACUCCAUAUGUGUUGAAACAAGUGCAUGAAUUAUCUGCAGGUGCUUCCCUCAGAGCUAAUAUUGGCUUAUUAGAAAAUAAUGCUGAAAUUGGGAGUCGCAUUGCUUGUGAGUUAAGUAACCUCAAGAAAGGAAACUCUGCAACCUCUACUUUUCUGUCUUCAUCUUCUGCAAAGCAAGAGUCUUCGAACACUGUUCCUUCAAGUCCUAGACCGGUUAUUGUUGGGGGCUGCAUCUUGGAUAUUCAUGUCAAAGCUGCAGAAGACAUUCAGGUAAGUGACAUUUUCCUUCAUUUCUCCUCUUUUUUAACUACAAAAAAAAAGCCCAUGUUUUGUUAUUUAUUGAUCAUUUUGUUUCUGUUUACUUUUGCAAAAAUUACAUUUGCAUCUGCGCCCAACAUGCUUACCAGAAACAUGUUAUAA
Uloborus diversus is the source of this 1398-nucleotide messenger RNA. Its product is annotated as pseudouridine-5'-phosphate glycosidase-like. NCBI's taxonomy places the organism in Eukaryota, Metazoa, Arthropoda, Arachnida, Araneae, Uloboridae. The record is from RefSeq and is a predicted model, not a curated record. The coding region runs from base 154 to 1398 and encodes 414 amino acids. Gene Ontology annotation, molecular function: pseudouridylate synthase activity. The transcript has 12 exons.